This is a messenger RNA of Aphanomyces invadans, 1474 nucleotides long. RefSeq lists its product as hypothetical. NCBI's taxonomy places the organism in Eukaryota, Oomycota, Saprolegniomycetes, Saprolegniales, Verrucalvaceae. Gene Ontology annotation, molecular function: microtubule motor activity; ATP binding; microtubule binding. Gene Ontology annotation, biological process: microtubule-based movement. The record is from RefSeq and is a predicted model, not a curated record. Bases 31 to 1446 code for a protein of 471 amino acids. Gene Ontology annotation, cellular component: microtubule; kinesin complex. The transcript has 6 exons.
UCGAGUCUUUUGGCAGUUUCAAUGUAAAUUAUGGCGAACAGCGCCGCUCGGAUCCUGGUCGGGCUGCGAUGUCGUCCGCCAUUCGAGCACGAAGUUCCAUGGAACAGCCAGUUUGCGCCUGCAUUGCGCUUUGCCUCACACGCUGUACAUGUGGCUCCCGGGCGGCACUACAGCCAGCGCUCGUUUGGGUUCGACUACGUGUGGCCGCCGUCGGCGUCGCAAGAGCGCUUGUACCUAGACGCAUUGUUCCCCAUCGUCCAACACGUCUUGAAAGGGCAUGAUGGCACCGUGAUGGCUUACGGCCAGACAGGGACAGGGAAGACGUAUACAAUGGGGUUUCUGGACGCGACUCUUCCACCACACCAAGCUGGCAUCAUCCCACGCGUGUUUGAGCAAAUCUUCUCCGCCAUCGAGCACGACGCUCCAGGGUUUCGGGUCUCUGUCUCGUUUCUGCAAAUUUACAUGGAGAACGUAUAUGAUCUCUUGGUGCCGCCGUCAAGCCAUGGAAGCGUCGAGUUGCCGGUGCGCCCGACCUCCGACGGUACCGCGUUUUAUGUGGACGGGUUACAAUCGUACGACAUUGGAUCUUUGAACGAAGCGCAUGGACUAAUUGGAGUGGCCAUGAUGAACCGAUCGCUCGCCUCCACGGCGCGAAAUCCGACAUCGUCUCGCAGCCACACGUUGCUAAAGAUCUCGCUGACCCGAGAACACGGCCACCACACCUCGACGUUGUCGCUGGUCGACUUAGCUGGCUCCGAGAGACCAACCGCUGCGACUGCAUUUGGUAUUUCCGCCCACGAUCAUGUGGACUAUUCGUUUGCCGCUCGUGAGCGAGCGCAGAAGCGCCUGAACGAAGCCAAGUUUAUCAACUCGUCGCUGUCUGCCCUCGGCAACGUCAUUGCAGCGCUGUCCCAACCUGAGAAGCAGCUUCUAUCGAGGUGUCGGGAAUCCAAGUUGACAAAACUAUUGAAGGGGGUGCUGGGGGGGUGUCAUGUCACGCUGGUGAUUGCAACCGUCGAUUCUGCGCCCGAAAGCCUCGGCGAGACACUGAGUACGUUGAAAUUUGCCGCUCGGUGCAAAAAGGUGCCCAUUCGACCUCCUUCCGACGGUCCGACACACGGCAAGUUGAAAGCCAACAUCACCAUGACGGACGCUGCCACUCAAACCAGUACGACCACGACGCGAGUGACGGACAAAGAUGAUGCUACACAGAGAUUGCUCGAGUCGAGAGAGAUGCAGCUGCAUAUGCAAUAUCAAGAGCAACUGCAUAAGCUCCGACAAGCGCUGGACGCCAGUGAGCGGCGUCAAGUGGAAUGUUGUUGUCGUACAAUCAUCCGCCAUGUGUGCCAUUCGACGUCAUUUCCUGUCGAGAACGAUGCCGGGUAUGUCGAAGUGAGCUCGGACGAUGGCAGCGGCGACGACUACAGCCAAGUGCCCGACCUGUAGUGCAAUAAUGCAAAAACUUGGGCUCGCA